Molecule: messenger RNA, 6546 nt
Organism: Centropristis striata (black sea bass)
Lineage: Eukaryota; Metazoa; Chordata; Actinopteri; Perciformes; Serranidae
Product: ADAMTS-like protein 1
Exons: 16
Coding region: 1-3351 (1116 amino acids)
Biological process (GO): extracellular matrix organization
Cellular component (GO): extracellular matrix
Molecular function (GO): metalloendopeptidase activity
Source: RefSeq, a predicted model, not a curated record
AUGCCUGUCCAACUGGUUCUUGUCUAUGUCCUCUGCCCAGGGAAGCAGACAGCAAUUGUGAGGUGUGUUAACAGGAAGCAGGGUGAGGAGGUGGAGGACUCUCUGUGUGAUUCAUCCAGCAGGCCGCCAGUAAUGAUCCGUAUCUGUUACCCUGAGCCAUGCCCCCCAAGAUGGGAGGUGACAGCAUGGACCGGCUGCUCUGCGUCCUGCGGUGUCGGCAUACAGACCCGGAGUGUGUUUUGUAUGCGUCUGUUGUCUGUUGACCAGCAGGAUAUUCUGACUGUUUCAGAGGAUGAAUGCAGAGAAUUCAAACCUGCCAUCCUGCAGCCCUGUAACCAGGUGGACUGUCCUCCAGCCUGGGAGACCGAACCUUGGCAGCAGUGCUCCCAGUCCUGUGGUGGGGGUGUCCAGGUGCGGAAGGUCUACUGUAAGCAGCUCCUGUCCACAGGAGCCUACAGGAGACUGGGGGACCGGUCCUGCUGGGGGGCCAAACCUGCCACUAACAGAGGUUGCGGCACCACUGACUGCCUGCCCUACUUGGCAGGAGUGGAAUGGGGAAAGUGCUCGGUGUCCUGUGGUUUGGGGAUCCAGCGUAGGGAGCCAUUGUGUCGUCAGUUGACAGCCAUGGGCCACCAGGUGACCCUGGCCAGGGAGCAGUGCUCAGGGUUACCUUCCCCACCACUUGUACGAACCUGCCGCAUGAUGGCCUGUCCAAAGCACAAGAAAGAGAUGAGACCCAAAGAGACCCAGCAGGUUCCAGUGAACAACAACCAAGUCAGACAGACAGUGAGACGUCCACCUAAGGCCAGAGGCUAUGGAGAUGGGAUUAAACGGUGUCCACAGCUCACAGGUGUGCACCACAUCUACAUCCAGACCCGCAAGGAGAAACGCCUCCACCUGACCAUCGGUGGCCACGCCUACCUCCUACCCAACACCUCCCUGGUCAUCAAAUGCCCCGUCAGAAGGUUCCCCAAAGCCUACAUCCGCUGGCUAAAAGACGGACGUCCCAUCUCCAGCUCCAAACGCCUGGGUAUCAACAACUCAGGCUCUCUGAAGAUCCAAUUUCUGGCUGCAGAGGACAAUGGGGUGUACAAGUGUGUCGCUGGACCCGCCUCAGACAUCUUCACCCUCCAGCUGAUAGGUAGUGACAGCAGGUCCACUGGCAGACCAUCUUCUACUGCCAGUACUAGUCCCAACUGGGUGCUGCCUAGUUGCCAUUGGCACGCCUUAGACAUUUCAUUGCCAUGGGCUAGAAUUGGUUUUUCUCUGCUGCCCCCUGGUGUCCAGGAGGCUUCACUGCAGCCACAGGUGGCAGAGAGGCUGAUUAACAUCACCAUGCAGGCUGAUAGAGGAGAGAUCCAACAGGAGCAGGCCUCAGAGCUCAUCUCCUCACUGCUGACCCACAUGUCUACGACCCAACUCUGGGCCAGGGCUACAGAGAGAGCAGGACAAGAUAAAGACAGACUGCCCAACUGGUCAGAGCGCUCUUCAUUGGAGACAGUUGGGGAUAGACCAGUGAUUACCAGACAGCAGCAGAGCCUUCCUCUGACCUUUCAGAAGAACAUCAACAUCAGCAUUGGACACAGCGCCCUCCUCACCAAUACGACCCGAUCACUGACCAUACUCUGUCCUGCAGAGGGCUUCCCUCCUCCCAAAAUCAGCUGGACCAAAGAUGGAGCUCUGUUGCAGCAGACCAAUAGGGUAUCCUUUGAUAGAUCCAGAGGACUCCACAUCAUUCAGCCCAGAGUCUUUGACAGAGGCCAGUACAAGUGCACAGCUGUCAACCCAUAUGGCUCGGACUCAGAGACAUCUCAUCUUCUGGUGGCAGAGCCACCAGCCAUCUCAGUGGCAUGGAGGAAUGUUUCGGACCAUGGGCUGGUGUUGGGCCAAAGCUUGAGGGCCAAGGUUGGGGGACAAGUCAGUGCUCGCCCAGGUGCCAACCUCACUCUGGACUGCCCCGUCACCGGUUUUCCUCAGCCCACAGUGACAUGGAGCAGAAAGAAUGGAGCUUUGGGUGCUGGUGCUGUCUCCCUGCCCUCUGGCUCACUGUGGAUCAGAAAUGUUUCUCUGCACAACCAAGGCACCUACUCCUGCACUGCCACUAACACCAUAGGAAAGUCCACUGCUUCUUCUGUCCUGCAGGUCUAUGGUCCAUACUCAGCUGGAGGAAGCAGGAUUGUUCAAGUCUCACAAGAGUUGAACAGGAGAAGGGUCCUCAUGGCAUCUCAUCGUGGAACAAGUGUCUAUAUCAAGCCUGGAGACAUUCUACGUAUUGGUUGUCCAGUUGUUCCUGACCACAAACUGCCAGUGCAAUGGGACUACAACAACCAGACCCUAAAGGAGGUUUCAGGUCCAGCCCAGACCCAGGGUGCUGCACAGGGUCUGCACUACAGAAUGCUGGUGGGAGGCCGUGUGCUUGAGGUCAACACACUCCAGGUGAAGUUCUCAGGCCAGUACCGAUGCCAGACCUUCAUCAACAGUACCAGGCAAAUGCUGUCUGCCUGGAUAUACGUUCACACUGAAGAGUUUGGCUGGCGUUUUGGAGACUGGACCACAUGCAGUGCUUCCUGUGGAAACAAGGGGACUUGGCUGCGGAGGGUUCACUGUGUCACUCUGGACGGAAAGGACGUUCAGCCCACCAUGUGUCAGCACAUACCCAAACCCAUCACUGCCCCAGUUCCCUGCAACAGACAGGACUGCCCUCCCAGAUGGUUGGUAUCAGAGUGGUCAAAGUGUUCAGCCUCAUGUGGAGUUGGCUGGAAACAAAGGAAGGUCUCCUGUCAGCAGCUGGAUUCCAGAGGUGCAGUGAAGACUCUGGCUGCAUCUGCCUGUGAGAGGAUGAGCCGGCCCACAGACUCAGAGCAGUGCACCGCCAACAACUGUCCCACCUGGGUAACCAGUCCGUGGGGAAAGUGUUCAGGGAGGUGUUUAAGCCCCACCACCACUGUACAGAAGAGAUCUGUCAUCUGCCAACAUGCCAAUGGCUCCUCUUACACAGACUGUGAUCUCAGGGACAGGCCUGCGUCAAUGCGCAACUGUUCCUCUGACCUGUGUGAUGUCCAGUGGCGUCCUGGUGCUUGGCGAGCAUGCACUGUAGUCUGUGGGAGUGGUUUCCAGUCCCGCAGGUUGGACUGUGUUCACCGCAGGACUGGCAGGACUCUGGCUGACCAGCACUGUGCCUGGCUCCAACGGCCCUCCACCUGGCAGCACUGCAACACCACCACCUGUGGGAGUGAAUGCAAGGACACCACCCAGUACUGCAGUGUGGUGAAGAGACUGAAGCUCUGCUACCUGGAUAUGUACAAACAGAGAUGCUGUGGCUCCUGUUCACAGGAUCCAGACUCCACCUAGUGGCAGUGAGACACUUUGACUACAUGUGAUGAAGGACUGAGCAAAUACUGAAAGGACAUCAUCUAUGAGUGGAUGCUUGAAGAACUGCAUACAUUUAUACUGGACUAUUUGUUCACUUCCUAAAAGGAAUCUGAACAGAGCCUCAAAAGGCUGGAAGGAUGGAGGGGCUUUAUUUUCUGAUUUGGACCCAACCUCCUAACUGAAGAAGUGUUCACUAUGUGGAUCAAAUGGAGUUUUUGGACUUUCCUGAAAAAAUGUAACACUUGGUUUACAGUGACAUCAAUUCAUUACAUUUCUUUUUGGCGUCCCGGUCAAAUUUCUUGUAGAAUGCAUAUCACUGCUCUCCUGUAAAGAACACUUAGACUGAGGUAUUGGUUCCCCAUUGUCCUGUCCUUUGGUAGAUAUAAGAUAUCAGACAUGUCAUCUGCAGAUACAUAAAAACAGAAUUAAACAGAAUUAUUUUAGUUACACUUUACACACACACACACACACACACAUACACACUUUAAACUUUUAUUUAUUUAUUUAUGUAAUUGUUCAAAAGUGUUUUUAUAAAAUUAUUCAUAUAAAAUAUUAAAGCAAAAUACAGUUUAUUAAAACGUGGGUCUAAGUGUUUUAACCAUCAUUUGACACCAGAAGUCAGUCUUGUAAACAGAUUGUACUGUACAAUCCACUUCAUUUGGUAAAACUGAAAGUGGGCCUAUUCAUAAUAAGUGUUCUAUAUUAUUAUUAUUAUUAGUGACAGAAAUUAUGACCAAAAAUACAAAAAUAAGACCCAAGUUGUGGUAAAUGGAAACUCUCCUUUGGCCCAUCCCUGGCUUUCCCUACCUUGGGUUGACUUGGGUUGAGGUAAUGCAUGUGCCAAAGGUGAGGCUUUGUGAAGCCAGAUAAAAAAAAAGUUACCCUGAGUAUAUUAAAUUUGCUUCAUAGCACAGGGCCCUGGUUUGGGUUGGGUAUCCAAGCUGAGACAGUUGGAGUUAGGGCAGGGGUCGGCAACCUGAGGCUCCGGAGCCACAUGAGGCUCUUCAAUCUGUCUGCGGUGGCUCCCUGUUGCUGUGACAACAAAAUUAUACGAAAGGAAACAGUUAUUUCUUUACAUUUUAAUGUUAAUUUAUCAUUGGUGUGGGCCCAAAGCAAUUUGUUUUCUUCAGUUGUAAAAAUGUGUCACUUAUACAUGACAUUAUUAACUCUUUGAUGCACAACAUAUAAACACCCUCUAAUGCACAACAUCGGUCAAAAAUGACCCACAUUGAUUUCCAAUGUUGUUUCAUGCUGGCUGUGUGUUUGAAUAUCUUUUUUUUUUUUAUUAUUAUUACAACAGAUCAUUGUAUCCAUUUUUCAUUUUUAUACUUUAUGAAGAAAAAUAGUUUUUGUAUUAUUACAUCAAGUUUACACACAUGGGUCAAAAAUGACCUUGUGCAUUAGAAAUGUAGUGAAACAAAAAGUGAUACACUAGAUUAACAAUUUGAGUAUAUGUGUAACUAUGUUUGUCUUAUUUUUAAGGUUUAACUUUAAAAGAGUUGUUAGAACCACCAGAUUACAUUGGAAAAUCACAUAAUUUAACAUUUGAGACAUAUUGGAGCCACCAAAUAAUAAUUUCCAUUGGAAAAAACACCAGUUUAACAAAAUAGGAUACUUAAUAUUUGUGUCUUCUUUGUCAGGUUUUAAAUUGGUAACAUAUAAACACCUUCUAAUGCACAACAUGGGUCAAAAAUGACUUUGUGCAUUAGAAGCGUAGUGAUAAAAAAAGGGGUUUUAUUCAAUAAGUAAGAAAUGAAAACAAAAAAUUAGGACGUAUGAUGAUCAAAAACAAGUCAUUUGGAAAACCUGGAAUACUGAAUGAUGAAAUUAAUUCAUCGCAAAGAUAUAUAAUAUAAAAACUUAGUCGGGUCACUUUAGACCCAUGUUGUGCAUCAAAGGGUUAAAAUGUUUUAACAUUUUAGUCAACUAAAAUGCUUACAAAAGUCUACAGCCCAAAGCCUUAAACUACAAAUACUUCGUCUAGUUUUGAGUUGCUGCAUUCUGACAAAAUCAUAUUAAUAAAUGCUCAUUAUGACCUAUUAGUAAUGUUGGUAGGCUAAUUUAGACUUAGUAGGCUGUUUUAUAUUCAUUGUAAAGCUUAAAAUAAGGUUUGUGGCUCGAUUUCGACAUUUUUUUUUUUACUUUUUUGGUCAAUAGUGGCUCUUUUGUUAGUAAAGGUUGCCGACCCCUGGGUUAGGGCAAGCCGAUUGUGGAGGGAUUAAUAGUCAGGGCCAGAAAUAAAGUCCAAGAUCCAAAGAUGUGGGGCUGCUUCAACAUGACAGAAUGCUUCUUGCAUUGGCACUGAACAUGGCACAGAAGAUGUGCUGCAGAAUCAUCCAGUAUGAGAUGAAUUGUGGGGAUGCUGGGACGGUGAAAACCUUAUGUACACAGAAUCAAGCAGUUGAGGUCUUGUGUUUAAUUUAUAACAGCAAUGUCAAGUAAGUAGGUAGGAAGUAUAAAACAGAAAUCUUUAAGGACCAUUCACUUGUGUGAAGGUGCUGAGUUGUGAUUUUAGUCACAUGUCACUGGUGAGAAAAGAGCUGCUGCUGUUAGUGGAGCUCCAGUUGUGAGAACAUGAAUUCAUAUUCAUCAACACCACUCUAUGAUGCUUAACCAUGACAGUACAGAGGGUUUUGUAAAGUAAUUUCUAUAUUUCACAUAAAGAACAGUUCACUCAUAGAGGCAACUGACUCUAGAGUAAAAGGCACCAGCACAACACUGAUUUUGACUGAUGGGUCUAUUCAUGUUAUCUUUGUGUUGGUUAUCAUAGCGAUGUGCUGCAUUGUAAAAUGUCUUGUAUAUACUGUGUUCUAAGUGCAAUAUCCUAUAUUGAGUGUAUGUAGAUUGUGUGCGACUUUUAUUUUCUUACUUAUUCAUGGUUAAGGUGUCUUUUUAAUUCCUCUUGAAGAUCUUAGAGUAUAAAGCACGUGUAUAUGUUGAUUGGGUAGUAUGUUAGCUACUACCCACUUGGAUUUAUUUGCAUGUGUAUAAGCUCAACUCUGAUGUUUCUGAUGUUUCCCCCUGGCUACUGAUCGCUAUACAGUAUAUCUGAUGUGGUGACGUUACACUGCUUGUGACUGAGGAAUAUGAGGUAGUAGAACACAUCAUUUAAGUGCUUUAAUUAACAAGGCAUAAACAAGGCAAGGAAUAAAGACAGUUUGAUCACUUUAUAAA